AUGCUUCGAUGCAAUCUAACAAAACUACUUUUGCUACUCAUCGUUCUCAUUGUUCCAACGUUAGAAGGUGGUACUGUGCCAUUCUAUCGAUAUUCAAAUAGUAAUGAUCAUUUUUAUACCACCAACGCAGAUGAAAUUGGGACAACAACCCCAGGUGCUCUUGGAAGAUUUGGUUACAGAUAUGAAGCCGUUGCAUGUGAAAUCUUUCCAUCAGCACUUUCCGCAGUUAACAUUGUGCCCUUAUACAGAUAUGUUAGUACCAGUUCACCUCGUCAUUUUUACUCGAUCAAUUGGCAAGAAAUUGGUACACAUACUCCUGGUGUUGCUACAAAUGGUUACAGAAGUGAAGGUAUUGCUGGUUAUGUUUACCCGACUAAGCAGCCUGGUACAUGUCCGUUGUACCGUUAUAUUAAGAAUCGGGAACAACGACAUUUCUAUACAGUUAAUCCCUGUGAAAUCGGAUCAAUUACUCCAGGUGUUGUUGGCCAACAUGGUUAUAGAUUUGAACAGAUUGCCGCUUAUGUCCAUGUUCAGCAUGUAAGUGAUGUAUCCUUACCUGGACAUAAAUUUUUUCGUAAUGAUCGUGAUUCAGUUGGUGGUGGAUGUGUAUUUUAUGUGAAAGAUAGUGUACCGUCAGUUGAAGCAGCUAGAAGAACAGAUUUGAAAUCUUAG
Didymodactylos carnosus is the source of this 672-nucleotide messenger RNA. The record is from the annotation of a GenBank genome assembly. NCBI's taxonomy places the organism in Eukaryota, Metazoa, Rotifera, Eurotatoria, Philodinida, Philodinidae.